UUGAGGGCAAACCAUGAACAUUGCUGCGAGCAAUGUGGCAUGGCUGCGUGGAAGCCCCCAGCAGCUCACACACUCUGCGAGCAGUCGAAGGAAGCGCAGGUCGGUUAUUUGAAGAUGAGCUGGAGAGGCUUCGGGCCGGAACCAGGAAUUCAAAGCACCAUGCUGACAGCGAGGGUAGCUUGCAGCUUGCCCCCCUAGAGCUACGAAGAAAUGAUCCAAACGUGCGCAUUGGACAGCCGCCACCGGACCGUCUUAUACGGGAAGUGAAGCAGAAGGAAAAGGACAUUGCACUCGUGGACAUUUCUGCGAGCCAGGACGGUUCGCUGCGCAAGCAAAUCCUGGUGCCAGCCGCCGUGGAUGCGCCAAGCGUCUAUCAUGGCGCCACUGUCCGGGCGCAGAUCACCGCAGCCUGUAAAAACUCGCGUUCUCCAGAGUCUUGCCUCCUUCACGGGCCAAAAGAGCACAUUUGGUCAGCAGCUUGUGGGGCUCGAUGCCAGCUCGUGGAGUUGACGAUUUCAUCGAUGAAGCAACUUUGCGCCACAUCUUGUUCCGCAAUAACUUAUUUGUUCUUGAGCACGCCCCCGCAAUCCCAUCCGAUUUGGAGCCGUGGCCCAAGGCUUGGCGAAUCUUGCGUCGCCAGCAGUGGGAAUGCGGAGCUCUAUGUUGACAGGGCUCUUGGGAUCGCAGGUGCUCACGAAGAGGUGGAGUACAGCGUAGUCUUGAAGGACAUCAGCCCCCCAUGGCCUGCUGACUGCAGGCCAAGCGCGCUGUUGCUUUGGGCGGACGAGCAGAAGCAAAUCGCAACCCAGAUGCUCCAACAAGACCAGGUGCACCUGGCACUUUUAAAGUUUUUGAUGCUGCAUGAGAUGACGAAUAGAACCGACACAGGUCAGCCGAACUCCCACACAGAGCUGAAAGCGCUGAGCCGCGCAUGCAGGCUAAAUGCGGCCGUUUGCCUGGGGCGGCUCUCCCAGUGGCGCCGCGUCUGCGAAAUUUGCUCAGAUGUACUUGCAGAAGACCCUUGUAACCAGAAGGCGCUGUACCGGCGAGGUCAGGCAUCUUUGCGGAUGGGCCUUGCGCCGGCGGCCCAAGAGGACUUUGCAAAGGCCUUGCAGGUGGAUCCAGACAGCAAGGAGAUUCAGAGACAAGUGUCGUAUUGCGAGAAGCUGCUGACUUUGCCAAUUGACAAAACAAAACGCGGAGAGCGCAGCAAGGUGGACAACAAGUGGGCGUAGCGAUGGGCACUUUGACGGCAUCGCCUGCGAUGGACAGGCCACAAGAGCCUUUUUGGGCCUACGCGUGGCCGCGCAAAACGGAUUUGGCCGCGCCCUAUUGCUCCGGUUGAGCGACCAUUUAUACCGUCACUGCCC
Molecule: messenger RNA, 1370 nt
Organism: Effrenium voratum
Lineage: Eukaryota; Dinophyceae; Suessiales; Symbiodiniaceae
Source: the annotation of a GenBank genome assembly